Messenger RNA from Polyodon spathula (Mississippi paddlefish), 486 nucleotides. It is a transcript of the gene srp9, whose product is annotated as signal recognition particle 9. The transcript has 3 exons. Gene Ontology annotation, biological process: SRP-dependent cotranslational protein targeting to membrane; negative regulation of translational elongation. NCBI's taxonomy places the organism in Eukaryota, Metazoa, Chordata, Actinopteri, Acipenseriformes, Polyodontidae. Gene Ontology annotation, cellular component: signal recognition particle, endoplasmic reticulum targeting. The coding region runs from base 104 to 364 and encodes 86 amino acids. Gene Ontology annotation, molecular function: 7S RNA binding. The record is from RefSeq and is a predicted model, not a curated record.
UUUCCUAUUGCUGAUGUGUUGUUAGAGAGUGGGGUUUUGGUUUGGGUGUAUUGGUGUUUGCUGGUCGUUGUUAUUUGUUUUAGUUAUAAUUCUGUGCUGCAGCAUGCCUUUCUAUCAGACUUGGGAGGAGUUUGCGAGAGCUGCCGAGAAACUUUAUUUAACAGAUCCUAUGAAGGUUCGAGUUGUUCUCAAGUAUCGGCACUGUGACGGGAACCUGUGUAUGAAAGUCACUGAUGAUGCAGUGUGUUUGCAGUACAAGACAGAUCAGGCCCAGGAUGUCAAGAAAAUAGAGAAAUUCCAUGGCCAGCUGAUGAGACUUAUGGUAUCGAAGGAAUCCCGCAGUGUUUCCAUGGAAACAGACUGAGCUGACAGUUUUUGUUUGCAAAUACAAUUCGGACAGUGUUCGGACAAUUCGGACACUGACGCAAAAUUGGAAGACCAGGGAACAGGAGAGACUUUGAUAUGGGGGGUGGGGAGGGUAAGUUA